GCAACUGAAAACUGAAACUCUCAUUAUACACAAUCGAAGAAGAUGACAAUUCAAGCUCUGCUCGGAUCGAUUCGGAGGCGUUCGUUUGCUACUCGCGUGGCCCAUUCUUCGCGAUUUCUUAGCACUCUGGUUUUGGGGGAGCACAAGGGCGGAUCCAUCGAGGCGUCUUCGUUGUGUGCAGUGGAGGCUGCUAAGCGUUUGGGUGGAGACAAUUCUGUGUCUUUGCUCCUUGCUGGUUCGGGUCCUUCCUUGCAGGAGGCUGCUGCUCAUGCUGCUUGCUUCCACCCUUCCAUUUCUAAGGUCCUUCUUGCUGAUUCGGAGAGGUUCACAUAUGCUCUAGCAGAACCAUGGGCUAAACUGGUGCAUCUUGUACAGCAGAAAGAUAGCUAUUCUCACAUAAUUGCUGGAUCGGGUUCUUUUGGAAAGAAUGUUCUCCCUCGUGCAGCAGCACUUCUCGAUGUUUCACCUAUAACCGAUGUUACAGAGAUUAGUGGCUCGAAUCUUUUUGUUAGGCCAAUAUAUGCUGGAAAUGCUCUUAGUACUGUUCGAUACACCGGUUCAAACCCUUGUAUGCUGACUAUUAGGGCUACUUCAUUUCCUACGGGAAUGGCGCCAGCUUCGGUGUCAAAUGACAAAUGUAUUGAGAAGAUUGAUCUUUCAGCGUUCAACGAAGAUGAUGCAGAUGGAAAAUCGAGGUAUGUAAGCAUCUCCUCUCAGGAUACAGAACGCCCAGAUCUGGCAAACGCACGCAUUGUUGUCACUGGAGGGCGAGGUCUAAAAAGUGCAGAGAAUUUCAAAAUGAUCGAGAAGCUUGCUGAGAAACUUGGUGCUGCAGUUGGAGCCACUCGUGCUGCAGUUGAUGCGGGAUUCGUUCCAAAUGAACUCCAGGUUGGUCAGACCGGGAAAAUUGUUGCUCCGGAACUAUACAUGGCUUUCGGUGUUUCUGGAGCUAUUCAACACUUAGCUGGCAUUAGAGAUUCAAAAGUCAUCGUUGCUGUAAAUAAAGAUGCUGAUGCACCGAUAUUUCAGGUUGCGGAUUAUGGACUUGUGGGAGACCUUUUUGAGAUCAUACCGGAAUUGUUAGAGAAACUUCCUGAGAAAAAAUAGACAGAUUUGAUCAUAUUCUGGAAUAAUCCGUUGUUUUGACAUUAAAUAUCUCUGACGUUUAUAAAAUAUAAAGACAUGUCUUUUAGAUUGUUUAAA
This is a messenger RNA of Salvia splendens (bonfire salvia), 1203 nucleotides long. Its product is annotated as electron transfer flavoprotein subunit alpha, mitochondrial. The record is from RefSeq and is a predicted model, not a curated record. Lineage: Eukaryota; Viridiplantae; Streptophyta; Magnoliopsida; Lamiales; Lamiaceae. Gene Ontology annotation, biological process: fatty acid beta-oxidation using acyl-CoA dehydrogenase. Gene Ontology annotation, cellular component: mitochondrion. Gene Ontology annotation, molecular function: electron transfer activity; flavin adenine dinucleotide binding. The transcript is spliced from 8 exons. The coding region runs from base 43 to 1107 and encodes 354 amino acids.